AUGGCCGUACUCUCCGUCUACGCUCCGGCGGCAUCUCCGUCCCUUGCUCCCUCCUCUUCGUCCUCCUUCACAAUCGCAAGGCCGCGCACAGUUCCUCCACCGUAUAGGCCAUUUCCCGGCCGCUUCAGGGCCCUCUUAUCUUCAAGCGUCUCCCUUCCGUCUCCAGACUCGACGAGUCUCCCGAAUCCCUCGAGCUUCUACAGCAGUGGGUUGCGUCUCGAAUUCGAGCCUGGGACUUUUGCUUCUUCUGCUCCGCCGGCGGGGUCUCCAAGGGGGGCCGAGUCCGACGUGAUGGGUUUACUGCUCCGGGAGCGCAUAGUGUUUCUGGGGAGUGGUAUUGAUGACUUCGUUGCGGACGCUAUCAUCAGCCAACUCCUUCUCCUGGAUGCACAGGAUCCCACCAAGGACAUCCGGCUUUUCAUUAACUCUCCCGGAGGAUCCCUCAGGUGAGGAGGGAGCCCCUUCGUGGCAGUCUUAAAUUAUGUACUGGCUUUUGGAUUUUUUUCUCCACAUUAGGGUUCUUCAUCUGUUUGGUACCUUUUCUGUUGUGAAGCGAGUAUUACAGUUUCUUCCUCUGUCUGCUACCUGCCACAAAAUAUUAUUGAUGUCCCAAACGACAACAUCACGGUCCAUGGAUGCUGUAAUGAAAGGAAUCUUUGUUGUUGGAUUUUGCAUUUUGAAGAUCUUCAGGCUAACUGAUCGGACAUUUGAGCCUUUUUGAUCAGGUGUGACGAGGAAUUUAACUGGGACAGGCAUAUGGUCAACGUGAGUCAAUUAGAAAAUAGGGUUUCCCCUCUUCUACAUUUUCUUUGUUCUUUGAAUUUUCUGAAUGUGUUCUGCAUCUGUUGGGUGGUUAGUGAACAUUGUAUCUUCACGAAGACAUUUAGGGCCUUCAUUUCUCGUGGUAUUUUUGGGUAACAUAUGGUAGAUCUGUUAAGAAAAGACCUGCAUGUGGGACUCCUACGAAACAUAAACUGUGUUUAUCUGCCUACUCAAGAGAGAAGUAGAUGAUUUAACAAUGAAGUCUGAUAUUCCUCGAGGAUGCUCGUUGCUGCCUAAUUGGGUUAUCUAUGAAAAGAGUGCUAAUACUAUAUGGUUCUCCAUGGGUCUUGUUGGAAAGAGAGAUGAAGAAGACGAGUAGAGCCAGAGCAAUGGAUCAUUUUGAGUCGAAGAGAGUUGGAUUUUGGGAUCUGAGGAGAAAGAUCAUGGCAGGGCUGGGUUUCUUGAUUAUUCAAUUCAUGGAUGAGGUUUAUUAUGCUAAAAAAACUAACGACUCAAGAUGAUUGCCUUGCAGAAACUUUUUCAUUAUGAGGUGGCCACAAAAUUGUUCUUAUUGCUGUGGGCGGAUGGAACUUACAGUGUGCAUCAUGGUGACUAAUUUCAGUUGCCUCCUUCUAUGGAGAUUUUGGGUGAGGGAGUAAAGCUUAUUAGGGGGUGUUUACUCCAACAUCUACAUACGACAGCAGUAUGGGAGAGAAUAUUUGAGACAUGGCAUGCAUCUCAGGGAUUGGUGAUUUAAGAAAUCAGAUGAUAUUUUAUAUUGCGAGGAAUGGAGUUGUGAUUUUUGAAAGAAUAGAGGCCUUCAACUUGGGGUUAUGAGUACAGAGGUUUCUUAGGAAGGUAAGAUGCUUUGAUGUUGAGUGAAAGAGCUGCAAAGUUCUUCAAAGGCACUCAGGAAAGUUGAUACUUCCUAGAGCAGAGUAAUGAAAUUUUGAUUUGAGGGCUUACCACUGACUGGAUGUGGAAUUAGUGGAUGGUUUAUGGUGAAUAUUUAUGUGCACAUUGCCGUUGAGCUUCUGGUGAAUGUUGUUGAUCAAACAAGGAGUAACACUUUACAGAAACCUUUUAGUUUGAUUAAUUUAUUCGGACUAAUUUUUAUGAGGGUUCAGAUCAUGACUAAUCAUCUUGGUGCUGCAAGAUAGAGAAGCUUGGUCAAAUCGGAGCAGGCAGUGUUUUUCAUCUUCCAUAACGCUGGUGCAUGCUUUCCACUACUACCUAGGGGCAGUAGUAGCAUGUAUUCCCCUCAAACUUCAUCGUUCUCUAUUUUUGUUAGACGAAGAUCUUUUCUUAAAGCAAAAUAUGAUUCGGUGAGUUAGAGCUUGUUUGUGACAUUCACCUGGAGAAUAUGCUCUCUUGUUGUGGUACUUUAGCUGCAUGGCUUUAGUUCUUGAGAAGUGUAUGUGGUGUUUUUCCUACAAUUAAGAUUUGACUGACCAUCACUGGUAAAUCUUGGAGGUUGGAUUUUCUUCAUCUAAACUGUAACACAAGGACCUGGCUUGACGACGUGUUCAGCAUUUUCAGCUAUUUAUCAUUUAAACCGUAUAUUUUCAAAACUUUAAAUGUUUGAUGGCUAUUAUUUAGUCCUUUGUUGUACACAUUGUGACUUAAUUUAUGUGCCAAAUGUCUUCAUUUAUGAAUUGCUCUAAACUUUAUGGAACGGUUGUUGCUUGUUUUCCUAUAUUUUUGUUGUCAUAAAUUUUUAAAAAGUGCUUCUACAUAUGAUAAUUUUAUUUUAAAUGAUAGGAGGUUAUUUUUAAAAUAUUUAUCAUCGCACACGUGCUUGUGGACGUGAACGCACACAUGCACACACCUGUUUGUGUCUAGGGUUAGUGUUAGGUCUGUAAGGUACCAUUUGAUAUUUCGCCCGGUAACUAUGUGGUCAUCAGUUAUGGCUGUGGAUGCUGGUUUGGGAGUGUAGAGAACUAUCCAAUCUCUCAUGGCGUUAUAUUAAAAAAAUUGAUGCUUAAGAUUGCAUGGGUAGUAAAAUCCAGCCAUUUCGGAGAUUAGGAAAAGGGCAGUGGAUAGUGAAUCGUUGAAUUAUUUUAGAUUUCCAUUUGAACGUCUGUUUGCAAUCAGUGUCCAAUACGAACUGAAGAACCAUGCGCUAGGCAAGAGCCUUUAGAUGCCCCUUUCAGGUGAUUUUCUAUCCACUACGUUUGGCUUCACGGUGGGCAGGCUCCUUGCAAUUACUUGAGCGGGAACAUGAGGGUCAUUAUUCUUAUGACAGGUUUUUCAGUUUAUUUUUGGAUGCUCCAAAAUUAUUCAAUACUUCACAAAAUAUCCAUUUGCGCAUUGUUCUGUGCCAUUUUGGGAGGCUUACCACAUUCUUUUUUUGGUCCGGCAGUCCAUUUUAUCCUGUAGGAAAUUCUAAGUACUUAUCUCUGGUGGUGAGGAGUGUACAAAUAAUGGUCCAUGGUGAAGCUUUCCUGAAUCAAAGCAGGCAUGACCAUUAUCACCGUUUGAGCACACAUCCAUCUUUCCUAAUCCUUUGACGUUUUCCAAUUUUCUACAUUUUUUGCCCUUAUGACUCAUUCAGAAUGCAAAACACGUUGGUCAGUCAAAAGAUUUCUUGUUGGUAGAUUCUCUGACCUUGGUGGGCCCCAAAGACUAAGAGAGAGGAGUAAACAGACAAAUGCCAUCUUUCUCCUCUGCAACCUGGUUUGGUCCAUUCCACUCUGGCGAACAUUAUUGACUGUCUAAUUGUGGGGGCCGGAUUGGUGUCUUUUGGCAGUGCGACGAUGGCCAUCUACGAUGUGCUUCAGCUGGUGAGGGCGGACGUCUCCACGGUGGCGUUGGGCAUUGCAGCGUCAACGUCCUCCAUCAUCCUUGGCGGCGGGACCAAGGGGAAGCGGCUGGCGAUGCCCAACACCCGUAUAAUGAUCCAUCAGCCUCUGGGUGGUGCCAGCGGCCAGGCCAUUGACGUGGAGAUCCAGGCAAGGGAGAUCAUGCAUAAUAAGGACAAUGUGACCAGGAUCGUCGCCGGCUUCACCGGGCGGACCUACGAGCAGGUGCAGAAGGACAUUGACCGAGACCGCUACAUGUCCCCCAUGGAGGCCGUGGAGUAUGGCAUCAUCGACGGUGUCAUCGACGGCUAUGCCAUCAUCCCCCUUGCCCCCGUGCCAGACCGGGUGAAGCCCAAGGUCAACUACGAGGAAAUCAUCAAAGACCCCAAGAAAUUCCUGAUUCCCGACAUCCCCGACGAUGAGAUAUACUAG
This is a messenger RNA of Spirodela intermedia, 3995 nucleotides long. Lineage: Eukaryota; Viridiplantae; Streptophyta; Magnoliopsida; Alismatales; Araceae. The record is from the annotation of a GenBank genome assembly.